AUGCCUGGCCUUGUUAAAGAAUACAGCUCCGAUGUGCAGAAAGUAUCAGCAGACACGCCACUGGAAGACGUGCUCUAUCUUCUCAAACGGGACGGUGGUGUUUUCAUCAAGGGAUUGAUCCCAGAGGAGGAUGUCGACCAGGCGUAUGAUGAAGUUCGAGAUCGUUUGGAGGAGAGUCUGGAGUGGGAAGGGGAUUUUUUCCCGAAGGAGACACAGCGGGCCCCUUCGCUCAUCGCCAGGAGUCCAACCUAUACUCGGACUCAGCUGAUGAAUCCUCUAUACCAGAAAGUGUGUGACCACUUUCUGACCACACGGAGCUGGUUCUGGUGGGGGGAUGAAAGGAAAGAGUCUGUGUCGAAGCCGUACGCCCACUCCUGCACCGCCAUGAGAAUAGGGCCCGGUGGCAAGGCCCAGCCUCUGCAUCGAGACGACUAUAUCAAUCACACCCACCACACUGAGAUCGACGCGUGGGAUGACGAACGGGACAAGAAUCGGGAGACGGCAGUAGGGCUUUUCGUGGCCGGCAGCAAAGUCACCAAGGAGAACGGAGGCACCCAGUUCAUUCCUCGCAGCCACCUUUGGGGCACCGACCGCAAAACACCACCGCGUGUGGAUGAGUGUAUCUUCGCCGAGAUGGACAAAGGCGAUGCCUUCAUCAUGCUCGCCUCGGCUUUCCACGGCGGUGGAAAUAACACCACCACAGAUGAGAAGCGCAUGAUGUUUGCCUCGUUUGUCGUGCGCGGCUAUCUUCGACAGGAGGAGAAUCAGUACUUGGCUGUGCCACAGGAUAUGGUGAAGCAGUAUGAGCGUCCGAUUCAGGAGUUCAUCGGCUACUCCAUGGGCGAGCCUGCUUGCGGAUAUGUCGAGCAGAUGGACCCUUAUUACACUCUUUACCCUGAGUUGUCGAAGGAUGCCAGACCCAAGGAUUUCUAA
Molecule: messenger RNA, 933 nt
Organism: Capronia epimyces CBS 606.96
Lineage: Eukaryota; Fungi; Ascomycota; Eurotiomycetes; Chaetothyriales; Herpotrichiellaceae
Exons: 3
Coding region: 1-933 (310 amino acids)
Source: RefSeq, a predicted model, not a curated record